Anguilla anguilla (European eel) is the source of this 3367-nucleotide messenger RNA. RefSeq names its product protein NYNRIN-like. The coding region runs from base 107 to 1657 and encodes 516 amino acids. The record is from RefSeq and is a predicted model, not a curated record. NCBI's taxonomy places the organism in Eukaryota, Metazoa, Chordata, Actinopteri, Anguilliformes, Anguillidae. Gene Ontology annotation, molecular function: RNA-DNA hybrid ribonuclease activity; nucleic acid binding. The transcript is spliced from 3 exons. Gene Ontology annotation, biological process: DNA integration.
AGAUGCAUUCAGCACUCUCAAAUCUGCUCUCACUUCUGCCCCUGCUUUAGGUUUCCCUUGUUCUGACCUCCCGUUCUUUCUAUGGUCAGCUGUGAAACAAGGCCACAUGACAGCCGUUCUUACUCAGCCCCAUGGAGGCAUACAACGCCCCGUUGCUUACUAUUCUUCUCGCCUGGAUUCUGUCGCUUCUGGUCUUUCCCCUUGCUUACAGGAAGUGCAGGCUGCCGCCACAGCAGUAACGGUCUCCGCUGCACUAGUCUCAGGAGCUCCACUCUCUGUCAAUGUCUCUCAUGCUGUGCAUAACAUACUAACCCAAGGCCGUUUCUCUCGUGUUUCAGCAGCCAGGUGGACUAGAUGGGAAGCCAUCUUGUUAGCUCCGCUUAUCACACUCAUCCACUCCCCAGCUGUGAACCCAGCCACUCUCUUACCUGUCGAGGGAGACGGGGAGCCACAUGAGUGCCCAUUGUCUCCAGAUCACCCAUCCAAUUCAGACAUCUCUGAAACACCUCUUUCUGACAAUGAUUUCUCACUUUUUGUUGAUGGAUCUCGUUUUUACAAUGGGGCCCACCCAGUUACAGGAUAUGCAGUUAACUGGUCAUCUCGGGGUUUCCUGACUUCAUCAGGUACCCCGAUAAAAAAUGGGGGGGUUGUUCAGAAUCUCAUAACUGCCUCUAAACUACCAAACAAACUAGCAGUUGUAAAAGUGAAAGCGCACACUAAAGGACAAGAUGCAAUCAGCUUGGGUAACCACUGGGCAGAUGAAGCUGCCAAAGCAGCAGCUUUAAAUGACUCCCUGCCUACUUACAAAAUUGCAGCUAUUGACAUGUCGGGUCCAACUAACAUUGACAUAGCUAAACUACAGGAUGCCUGUACAAGAGCUGAAAAAUGGACGUGGAUUGAAAAUACAUGCACUCUUAAUGAUGACAACAUUUGGCACACACAGGACGGGAAAGUUGUUGCCCCUCAGAGCAUCCUUUCAUUGCUUUGUGAAGUAUACCAUGGCAUUGCACACAAUGGAGAAAGAACAAUGCGGCACAACAUGUCACUUCAUUGGUGGUCUCCCAAAAUGACCAAGGUAAUGAAAGAUUUCGUUAGGCGUUGCAUCAUUUGUGCAAAAAGCAAUCAAGGUCCAAAAAUAAAAGUAAUGAUGAAACACCAGCCACGGCCUACUGGACCCUUUCAGCAAAUCCAGAUGGAUUUCAUUGGCCCUCUUCCAAAGAGCCAUGGAAAAGAACACUGUCUCGUUCUCAUAGACCACUUCACACGCUGGGUAGAAGUUUACCCUGUAGCCUGUGCAAAUGCCGCAACCACAGCAAAAAUAAUCGCAUCUGAAUUCUGCCCACGCUGGGGCCUUCCCUGCUACAUAGACUCAGACCAAGGGACCCACUUCACCGGUAAAGUAAUGAAACAGGCAUCCCGGUCUGGAUCCACCAAUCCCGGACCAAACCAUGCCCAUCACCCGAAGACCUCAAAAAGCCUGAAGAACUCCCUGCCACGGACGACUGCAGCCUUCACGAAUCAGGUGCAAACGUUCCAAUUUUUUCACAUACUCAACCAAAUUGAGCAUUCAAGUUAUGCUCCCAUCCAACAUGCUGAAUUCAUUUGUAAUUAUAAUCACAGUUUUGAGCCAUGGUGGAGUAAGUGCUGUGGACAAUAACAUUUACAUGCAAUUAGUUCACAUGACAGCCAAACAUGCAAAUAAGACUGGCUGCUAUGUCUGUGGAUUAAUACCACAUUCUGUCACACUUGGUGUUCCAAUGAUGUCCGUACCUAUCGCCUCCAAGUAUAACACUGCAGAUAGCGAUAGGAAAAGUGAACUUGUUACCAGACCUAAACAUAUAUGUGAUCCUGAACCCAUUAACAUUGCUCUGUCUCUUGGCCCAUAUCUGUGGUGCCUCAAACAAAAUGGCUCUAUUUAUGUUGGAGAGACCCUGGACUGCAAUACGGUUAUUAACUACCAUGAUAAACCUGUACAAAACCACACAGCUAUGGGAGUCUAUUGGGUUUGUGGGAACAAUGCCUAUUCUGAGUUGCCUAAUUCAUGGUCUGGUAUCUGCGCCUUAGGACAUUUGGUCCCGGCCAUGAGAAUUACAUCUAUUCUACCGGACCGAGUCAGAUAUGAAAGAUCAACUGACGUCUUUGGAACUCACCAUCAGUCUGUUUGGAACAGAGCACUUGGUGCUCUCAUUCCUACUUAUGGGGUUAUGUCCGCUCUAGAUCAAAUUGGCGACCUCUCCAAAGAGGUAGAGCUUUUGGCCAAUAGCACGGCAUUAGGUCUAGGCAAAAUUUCAGAGGAAUUGACAGCUGUCAGAGUGAUGGCUCUACAGAACAGAGCUGCAUUAGAUUAUAUCCUCUCAGCUCAGGGUGGGACAUGUAAAAUAAUUGGCAUCGAAUGCUGUUCCUAUAUUCCCGAUAAUCAGGAUGACCUGAAACGUGUGAUCUCAAAAAUCAAUAAUGUUUCCCGGUCCGCACAUGAAAUAUCACCUACAACACCUGGUUUUCUUGAAUGGUUAUCGAGCUAUUUGGGUGACCUUGGCAAAAUUGUAGUUGAAUACAUUUUUCUGAUUAUACUGGGAUUAACUGUACUGGCAUUGAUAAUUAAAGGUGUGAAAUUAAUUUUCGUACAGUUAAUCUGUGGUAAAACUAAUGAGCAAACCACACAAGUUGUUCACUAUACAAAGACUCCGACAGCAUACAUAAUAUAGAACCAAGUUGUAAUAACUUGGGAGUACUUGAUAAUGCCCUCACAUGGUAUUCUGUUUUCUUCCUCAUAUGCCGGAGAGGACACUCCCAUGACACCAUACCGGCGCCGAGGACACCACCCCUCCAAGACCAUGUUGCUGCAAACCAGGAGUAAAUUGCAAGAAAUCCCACCAAGCCUUGAAUCGAGCCUUCCCUACCAAACCAAUGUCACUAUCCAUCCAGCCAGCAACAGAAGGACUUUUUUCUUUACAAGUUAUGUUCUUGGAGUACAUCUCGUUCGCCCGUAAGGGGGACGUGAGGGAAUUUUGCCUGAAGUUUUCCUAACACAGGUUUUUGACAGGUUUUCGCCCUCACCCUGAACAAUGACUAAAUAAAUGUAACUGUAAAAUUGACUUAACCAUGAGAUUCAUGUUGUGUCAAAAGGAGGGACUGUUAGGAUACAGAAAGUUUGUGCUGUAGGAGACAGACAGAUUUGUGUAUUCCAAAACCUCACGUGCAUGUGAGAGUCCGCCAUUGUUUUACAAAGACAACCAAUAAGACACAGUGGUAGAAAUUGCAGCCUAUAGGGCAACUCUGUAUAACAAACAACCAAUCAGAGUUCAUGCUGUAUUCUGCGCACAAAUUUGAAUAUAUGUAAAUGUAACUGUAUAAACUCCACAAACUC